CCCUAGCGGAUUCUUGCCGCGAACAGGAAGCGUGCGGGGGUGGGGGGGCGCCAGACCAGGCCGACGGAGAGCUGAUAGGCGGAAGCCCACCGGAGAGCAGCCGAACUUCGGAAGCGGCUCAGUCGGCCGCGCUGGUGACGCUUGGUCGCGCGCGCCAGGUCUGGACGCGUUGGGCGGGAACGACGAGGUGGGCUGGCGGGCCGCGCUGGGCCGCCUCAGAUCCCGACCCGUCCCCGGCCGAGGACGCCGCCGGGAGGUGGCCGCGGGCAGAGGGCGAGGCCUGGCCACAAACCGCCCCGCCUUCAGUACAACGUACCUAAUGGUCUCGGUCGCAGAGGGUGGCGGGGAGGAUAGAGCAGGACCACGUGUGUAGAGCAAGCUGCAUGCACCUGGCACGAGGUGGACGCUAAGUGUGAUCAGCAAUGGAAAGGAUUCCAGCGUCACCUGCCACAUACGAAAGAAUAGUUUAUAAAAAUCCCUCUGAGCACCACUAUCUGAAAGUCCGCCUAGAAUUUCAAGAGCGUGGGAUUGAACUGACUGCUGCACAGUUCAAACAGUUGGUUAUUUUGGCUUUGAAGGACCUGUUCGGGGAGGUUGGUGCUGCUUUGACCUUGGAUGUCCUGACAUACGAAGAGAGGACCUUGUCAGCCAUCUUGAGAAUAUGUAGCAGUGGUCUUGUCAAAUUGUGGAGCUCUUUGACCCUGCUAGGGUCCUAUCAAGGCAAAAAAUGUGCUUUCAGAGUGAUGCAGGUUUCUCCAUUUCUUCUUGCAUUAUCUGGCAAUAGUAGGGAACUAGUAUUGGACUGAACAGUGUUCAAUUUCAGAAAUAUUCAUCUGUUCUCCAAACGAUUUUUGGUGCCAGUGCAGUGUUUGAAGACGGAAGC
Trichechus manatus latirostris (Florida manatee) is the source of this 883-nucleotide messenger RNA. RefSeq names its product ribonuclease P/MRP subunit p14 (gene RPP14). The coding region runs from base 423 to 806 and encodes 127 amino acids. The record is from RefSeq and is a predicted model, not a curated record. Gene Ontology annotation, biological process: tRNA 5'-leader removal. The transcript is spliced from 6 exons. Gene Ontology annotation, cellular component: nucleolus; multimeric ribonuclease P complex. Gene Ontology annotation, molecular function: ribonuclease P RNA binding; ribonuclease P activity. Lineage: Eukaryota; Metazoa; Chordata; Mammalia; Sirenia; Trichechidae.